AUGCAUACAUCAAGAUCUCGCCGCGAGUCUAUGGUACUGUGGAGGCACGAAUGCUCGCGCUACGCCUCAUCGUCCCGCAUCGGCUACCAUCCCAACCACCCGAGCGCCAGCCAUCCGACUUCUCGUCCGUCGUCAGCGGCUACCAUUCUUCGACCGUUUUCUGCAGGGCGUGUGCCUCAACAGUCGUACGACGACGAUCACCAUCAGCAACAACGUGCGUCAUCGGCGCUCCCUCCUCGUUCGCAGACUCUCGGACAAGAAAGCGGGUUGUACGAGGCUGGUCAGAACAGAACCAUAGAGGAGGGGGCGGGGCGAGCGGACCUCGCUCCUAGUGCGAGGCCCCGGUCGGCUAUCCCGCGGCUAGGGAGGGCAGACGCAGCGGAGCCCGAUGACGACAGCUCGCGUACAAAGAGAGGCGUGAGUGCCUCGGCCGCGAGGAGAAAUGACGGCGGCGUGGACGCCACCUCCACCGCAAGGAGGCGAGGCGGCAGCGGGAGCAGUGCCAGGAGAAGACGGGCGAUGAGGAGCGCCUCGACGACACGGUCCCAGUCGCCGCUGAACAACCAAGAUCGUUCAUCCGGCGAGGGGGGGGAAGGGGACGACGUCUUUGACGACAUCUACGAAGAUCUCGAGGAGGACGACGACGGAGCUCCCGGCGUCGCCGCCGCCGCCGCCGCCGUCUCCGACGACAACGUCGCUGACGGCAACACCGAGGAGGGCGGGGGCCGCCUUAAACCGAACGAAACCACACCUUCUAUGAACAAUCACAGCCGGCCGUCCUCCGCGGCGUUUCGGGGCUGGAUCAAGGCCCGGCCCGGCGCAAGAUCUGCGGUUUCCGCCGUCUCCUCGGCACGGACGCUGGGGAUGGACGACCCCGAGCUGGUCCACCUGCAGCUCGAGAUGGAGAGCCGGCGAGGCGGCAUGUCGGAGUCUACGCUGGCUCGGAUGGAAGACCACUACACCGCCGUCGUCCUCAAGAACACCAGCGCCCCGCGACGACCGCAGCAACAACGGGGUAGACCGGCAUCGCCCCGAAAGAAAAAGGGCGGCGCCUCCUCAAGGUCGAGGGGGAAACGGGCCAGCAGCAAGAGCAGAAGCAAGAGCCCACGCAAGGGGCGGAAGAAGAAAGGUGUCGGCGGUGGGAAAAAGAAGAGUGGUAGGCGAGGGGGCGGCGGCGGCGGUGGCGGCGAGGGAACGGCGGCAAGCGGCAAGGUUUACACAUCUGCGGGGGCGUUUAUGGCGGAGCACUUUCCCUCCGAGGAAAAGCAGGGUGUGAGCCUGCUGGGGAUGGAGCAAGAGGAGGAAUGUCGCAAUGCAUCCGAUGCCCUGUCCAGGGUCGGCCUUUCGGUCUCAAACGAAGCCCUCCGUCGCGCCCUGGUCAUUCCGACCGACCGUCCCCUCGAGACCUGCCUCGCCGGCCUCCCUCACCCCACGGAAGGGCUCCGCGACGCCCCCUUCCCGCCGCCGCCCACCUUCACCACCCUGCGUAAUCCUCAUCCGCCGUCGCUACUGUUAUCCUCGUCUCCGCUUGGGAGCCGAGGCCACGUGGUGGGGACGGGACCAGGCUUGGGCAAGAAGGACGGCAGCGUCACACUGAGAAGGUCUCCGUCCCCGGCGGGAGGGGGGCGCAGAGGGGUCCAGGGGAGGGGCAAAAGGUCCCCCGUUGGUGGUGGAGGGAGGAAGAAGAAGAGCCCGACAAGGAGAUAA
Molecule: messenger RNA, 1707 nt
Organism: Ectocarpus siliculosus
Lineage: Eukaryota; Phaeophyceae; Ectocarpales; Ectocarpaceae
Source: the annotation of a GenBank genome assembly